AAGGAGGGGCUGUUGCUGAGACCCUAUACCACACAAAUGGGUUCAGCGCACUCGGGAUCGACAAGAGUGGGUGGGUGGGUAGUGGUGGUGAUAGUGAUGUGAGAUGGAAUGCGGGGGCGGGGGGACGGGGGGGAGAGCACAAACUUUUUGGGCCCAAAAUGUUUUUCCUUCCCAGGACCCAGGCAAGAUGGAAGAAAGGAGUCGGGAAGAGCCAAAUGUUCCGAGUUCCUGUGGACAGACUCUCAGAAGCCCACAGGAGGGAAAGCUAGGCCAGGAAGCCCCAGAGCCCUCUGACCCGGCUUCCCAGGGCUUGUCAGCAUCCCAAGAUCCCUCCAAGGGGCUCGGCGCUGGCCUGAGCCCUGAGAGAGCAGAAUCCCAGACACUGCUGACCCACUCUCCUCGGGGUCACCCGGGGAAGACACCACAGGGUCAGCAUGGGCAGUCGCCUCGGGGUUAUAACGGAGAGUCAAUUCGGGGACAAGACAAAGGGGCUCCUCAGGGUCAAAGAGAAAGGAAGCAGACUCAGCAGGGCCAGGAAUUCAAAACCCUUCAGUUUGGGGAAGGCAGUGAUUCAGAAGUCUGCGGGGAAGCUCAGGGAGAAGCGACAGCAUGGCGCCAGGAAGAGGGUGACCCUCAGGGCCAUUCCAGGGACUUCUGCAGGCCCCCAGGAAAACCGAUCCUCCAGCGUGUGGAAACGGGGAUACCAGGACCCCCAGGUGGUAGCACCCAGCUGACACAGGCGGUGGCCAUGCAGGAAGAGGCGUGGGCUCCUCCCCCUGCCUCGAUGUCUCCCGCCCCGCCAGUGCUCCGAGGCCCAGGAGGUGGGAUACCGGCCCCUGGGGCGCAGGAACCCCAGCCGAGGCUCCCUGGUGCAGUCUGGGAGCAGAGAGGCCCUAGGGAUCCCAAAUCCUCGAAGGCCGCGUGGCCCGAGCCCGGGAGUAGGCAGGAUGCACUGGCCCUCGAGGAGCAGGAGGCUCUGCAGCGGCUGCUGGAGCUGCACCGCGCGGCCAAGGAGAGGCGUCGGCGGGAUCGCGAGCAGCAGCGGCUGCGGGUCCUGGAACGACUCCGCAUCCUCGGGAACCACCAUCGUCGGGUUCACCCGCUGGGGUUCCCUCCCAGGGUGGCUCAGAUGGCACCACAGGCAAGAACCUGGGGAAAGGCCACCACGUCUCUGCCCCUGGAGGGGAGGGCAGGAGUCCGCGGCUUCCAAAGGUGCUCAGCGGGAGAAGGGCGGGAGCCGGGCUGCACCCUGCUGGCGGAACUGCGGGCUCAGAGCUUUUGCCACCUAGGAGGAUGCGGCAGGUUGGAGACACAUCUUGCGGGAGCGGCUGGAACAAGCGCACCGAGGCAGGACUCAGUGGCUGCGGGCACUCAGGGCCAGGAACACCCAGAACUUCCAGGAGCUGCUGUCCCCUGGCACCGAGGAACCUAGUCCUGGAGAAUAGUGUGCACACCACCCAGCCUGCUCCCGCCCUUGCUGGGUCCCUAU
Peromyscus californicus insignis is the source of this 1489-nucleotide messenger RNA. RefSeq names its product basic salivary proline-rich protein 1-like. NCBI's taxonomy places the organism in Eukaryota, Metazoa, Chordata, Mammalia, Rodentia, Cricetidae. The transcript has 3 exons. The record is from RefSeq and is a predicted model, not a curated record. The coding region runs from base 104 to 1432 and encodes 442 amino acids.